GGUCAGAUAAGGUACAACUUCAUACAUUCCGUCACUAUGCCAACACUAGGACCGCUACAGCGUUAUGUUCUUUAAGUUAAACUAAUUUAAACAUGCGGAUAGUUGUGAUCGGGUCUUUAAUACUGUCAAUAGCAGCUGCUUAUUACAUCUACAUCCCUCUGCCCAGCACUAUAUCAGAGCCAUGGAAGCUUAUGUUUAUGGAUGCAAUAUUACGUGGUAUAAUGCAAUUGAGUUUUCUAGCUCAUGAUCUCGGACUGAGUCGACCCUUCGACUUAAUGAGAUACGCUGCAUCAUGGGAUGUGAUAAGAGGUCCAAAAUCAAACCCUAAAAUUCGGGUCACAGAAACGUCCUUCUCUGGAGUCCUGGCACAAGUAUUUGAGCCCACUUCAACAAACCUACAGCAGCGUUUGAAAAGAGGUGUUGUUUAUUUCCAUGGAGGUGGAUGGACGCUUGGCAGUGGAAACAUGCAAACAUAUUUUCUUCAGUGCAGAACUAUGGCUGAAGAGUUGGAUGCAGUUGUAAUAUCUAUUGAGUACCGUCUGGCCCCGGAGGCACGAUUCCCCGACCAGUACAAUGAUGCUCUUCAGGCCUCGAAACAUAUCCUGACAACGGAGGUGUUGGGUCAGUACUCUAUAGACCCAGAAAGAGUGGCCGUGUCAGGUGACAGCGCUGGGGCCAACCUAGCCGCUGCUGUUGUGCAACAGAUGGCCUUGGACGACAGCAUUUCUAUUAGGUUCAAAGUUCAGGCUCUUCUCUACCCCGUUCUUCAGGCUCUGGACUUCAACACACCCUCAUACCAGCAAAAUGGCAACAUUCCUAUCCUACACCGUCCACUAAUGGUUCGAUUUUGGCUGGAGUACCUCAAUGGAGAUCCUAAACUUGUUCCUUCUUUGCUGGCUAACAACCACACAGCUCUGAAUCAAGGCCAGGAGAUAGCAGCAGCUAAAGCUAAGAUCAAUUGGACCCAGCUUCUUCCGGUGGCCGUUCAGAAGAACUUUAAGCCCGUCGUGCCGGUUCAGGGUGACCCAAAGCUGGUGGAGAUGCUGCCAGCGUUGCUGGAUGUGAGAGCAUCUCCUUUAUUAGCUGAACAGGAAGUGUUGAAGGGCGUGCCGCCCGCCUACAUCCUGACCUGUGAGCAUGACGUUCUGAGAGACGAGGGAUGGAUGUACGGCAGACGACUUGAGGAAGCUGGAGUGCCCGUCACUAUUGAUCACUAUGAAGAUGGUUUUCAUGGAUGCACAAGUUUUGCUUUCGGGCCCUUCAGAUUCUCUGUGGGAUUGAGGAGUUUUGGGAACUACAUCCAGUGGCUACUUACAAAUCUCUAGCAGUUUUUUAAGGCACAGAUUUCAUAGUUUUCUAUUUUAAUGUUAAAUAUAUUUUAAGUAUGAACAUUUUAAAAUGAAUCAUUUUAGAUAAAAAAGCAAUGCAACAAUUCAAUGCAACAGAGUAUUUGUGAAGAACUGAAUAGGAACAAUACCACUGACACAUGGCUUCUGUACCUCUGAAAAUAGUUUUGGUAACAAUAAACUAUUGUUUCAGUAUAAGUGGAAAACUACUACUUUGUAUUAUUGGUAAUGCCAUAAAAUGCAGAAUGAUCCAGAUUAUGCAAAGAGGCUUGUGUGUUGACAGAGUGUUUCAAUAAUGAAUUCCAGUAAUUUCCAGGUCAAAAAAGGUGGAAGGGAUUUUCUCAAUCCAUAGAGCUGAUGAAAAUGAUAUCAAUUUUAUAUGUGUGUGUCUGCUAAAACAUACCUUUUGUCAACGUUUCAAGUACACUAGCAUAUGGAUGACCUCUGAUCUAACAAAUAUGACUGAAAAACACAAAACCCAUUAAUGUAUGGGUUCUGUAAAACAUAAAGUAAAACAGGUUUAAACUUAGAAGGCUUUGGAAAGAUUAAGCUCAGCCAUUUCUUUAGGAUUUAUUUUCAUAUUCCUGUGAAAGUGUGUGUUUCAUACACUCAUGAUCUGCAUCAAUAACCCACAUGUUCACAUAUUUAUGUGUUUAAACAAACACACACACACACACACACACGCGCGCGCGCGCGCACACACACACGUUCUGGUUUCCAUGUUUUUUGGGGACAUUCCAUAGACGUAAUGCAUUUUAUUCUGUACAAACUGUAUAUUCUAUUCCCCUUACCUGCCCCAUUCCCUAACCCCAACCAUCACAUGAAACUGUCUGAUACCUUAGAUUUUCAAGAAACAUCAUUCUGUUUGAUUUAUUAGCUUGAUUCCUCAUGGGGACAUCAAAAUGUCCCCACAAGGUCACAAAAAUACUGGUAUUCCUAUCUUUGUGGGGACAAUUGGUCCCCCCAACGUGAUAAUUACCCGGCCGCGCGCACACACACACACACACACACACACACACACACACACACACACUGUGCUGUCUGCCCAUUUUUUUUUUUUUUUUGCAGCUGAAUCUAGGCGUGACAUUGCACAGAUGUGCAUUACCAUGCUUCAAGAAGCAACAGUGGUAUCAAAAUGAGAAAUACAUGUGGUUUUAUAAUUAUUUAUUUUUGUUUCAAAUAAUUUUAAGUAUUCCUGAUUUUUACUGUUUUUUAGUAGCAACUGAUGAAUGAUGAUUUACUGAUUUUACACUGAUUUUAACACAUAAUUAUGACCUUACCAGUGUUGCUGUAUUCUGAUAAUUGUAUUGUCUCCUUUAUGAUUAAGUGUUUGUGUUUAACCAGUUGAAAAUUGUUUUAAAAUAAUGCAUCUGCUAACUGAUUAAAUGCAAAUAUACAAUAAAGAAUAAAACAUUGUUAUAUUUCAAGACACAAAAAUGUGUUUGAAACAAUUUAUGGUAUUUGUUUGAGCAUCAUUACAUGGUCUACGAGCAAGCUUAAUAACUUAAUAACUUUUCUCAAAUGUGAUCUGCACUGUUUUUAAAUCUACUUUAUUAGUAUAUAAUGUUAUGUAAUGUUUAUUGUUUAAUUAUACAUUAAGAUUUAUUGUAUUGUUAUUAUGCACUUUUCUUAUUAGAAGAGAGUCCGAAAUUAAAUAAAUAUAGUUUUAAGUCUA
Messenger RNA from Paramisgurnus dabryanus, 3021 nucleotides. RefSeq names its product neutral cholesterol ester hydrolase 1b, tandem duplicate 2 (gene nceh1b.2). Gene Ontology annotation, molecular function: carboxylic ester hydrolase activity. The record is from RefSeq and is a predicted model, not a curated record. Lineage: Eukaryota; Metazoa; Chordata; Actinopteri; Cypriniformes; Cobitidae. Gene Ontology annotation, cellular component: membrane.